Molecule: messenger RNA, 975 nt
Organism: Gossypium arboreum
Lineage: Eukaryota; Viridiplantae; Streptophyta; Magnoliopsida; Malvales; Malvaceae
Product: ferrochelatase-2, chloroplastic-like
Exons: 3
Coding region: 130-432 (100 amino acids)
Biological process (GO): heme biosynthetic process
Molecular function (GO): protoporphyrin ferrochelatase activity
Source: RefSeq, a predicted model, not a curated record
GAAAGUAUAUUUUGGUGAGGAAGAAGGACACUUUUCUUACAUUGCUUGAUGUAAUCUUAAAAUAUAAUCUUAGACUCCUCUGACCAUGUAAUCAAUUGGUUCAUCAGCGGUGAUGAGUAUCUAGUGAACAUGCAGCAUACAGUCAUACCUUCUUGGUAUCAACGUGAAGGAUAUAUAAAAUCUAUGGCAAAUUUAAUUGAAAAAGCGUUGAAAAAGUUUGACCGUCCUGAAAAGGUGGUAAUAUUUUUUACUGCACAUGGGGUUCCACUUGCGUAUGUAGAAGAGGCAGGUGAUCCUUAUAAGGCAGAGAUGGAAGAAUGUGUGGACUUGAUAAUAGAGGAAUUAGAGAAGAGGAAGAUCACUAAUGCAUACACUCUUGCUUAUCAGUUUUGGUUGAGUGGGAGAUGUGUUUGUUUUCUGUGCGGUCAUUAGUUCCACUUGGAAGUGUGGAAGAGUUAUUGGCAACUUAUGAUUCGCAACGAAGGGAGCUCCCAGCACCGCUGACCGUUGGGAAUGGGUUUGGAGGAAAAGUACUGAAACUUGGAAUGGCAGAGCAGCCAUGCUGGCAGUGCUUGUGCUGCUGCUACUGGAGGUCGCAACUGGAGAGGGAUUUCUGCACCAGUGGGGAAUAUUGCCGUUGUUCCACUAAAUCCAACACACACACACUCUCUCUAUGCCUGAAAAGUAUAAAUUUUGAUAAGCAACAAAGCUAUAUAGCAUUCUAAUAGAGCAUAUUUUAAUAGGGAAAGUAUAUUGGGAUUGGAUGCUGAGAUUUUAAUAUUUAAUUAAAUCCAUUGGUCACACACUGAUUCGGGAAUAGUUUUAAGACUUUACUUGAGACACAAGCAGUCGUGCAUGGUAAUUUGUUGUGACUUUACCUGUUGUGGAGGUUGCAUUCCUUAUUAUGGCAGUAGUAAUAUAAUCGAUAUAUUGUAAUGAUCUUUACUUGUUAUGGCAAUAUAAUAAUUUGCUUUU